Messenger RNA from Ceraceosorus bombacis, 1442 nucleotides. The record is from the annotation of a GenBank genome assembly. NCBI's taxonomy places the organism in Eukaryota, Fungi, Basidiomycota, Exobasidiomycetes, Ceraceosorales, Ceraceosoraceae.
AUGCCAGCCGCACCUCCAAAACCCUGGGAGCAAGGAGGCUCCGGCUCCGCAGGUAGUGCGACCUCGAUCUCGCCUGCAUCGACCUCCGCCGCAGGGACUUCGACUCCAGCUCUGCCAGAGAGGCCGUCGACGCUUGGAGCUGCUAAUAGCACGCUUGGUGCGGGUGGACUGGGCAGCACCGGUAUGGGAGGUGAGUCAGGUCUCGUUGUCGACCAGGUCUUGUACACCUAUUGACGGCAAGUGUCCGCGUAUCUAACAUACAUUUCAGGCUACGGCGGCGGAUAUAGUGGUAUGGGUGGCUACGGCAGCAGCUACGGUGGUAUGGGCGGCUAUGGAUCCAGCUAUUCAUCUCCUUACAGCCGAAUGGGAUAUGGUGGAUAUGGGGGAGGAAUGGGAUCGUACGGAGGCAUGGGUGGAUAUGGAAGCAUGGGCUACGGCGGCAUGGGAGGCUACGGCAUGGGUGGGUAUGGUGGCAUGGGGGGAUAUGGUAUGGGCGGAUACGGAGGGAUGAUGCCACCUGGAGGACCGGAAAAUCCUUCCUUGACCCAGCGCAUGGAGUCGGGAACGCAAGCGACUUUUGAGCUCAUCAGCAGCAUUGUGGGAGCGUUUGGAGGGUUCGCCCAAAUGUUAGAAAGCACGUUCAUGGCCACCCACAGCAGCUUCUUCGCUAUGGUUGGCGUCGCAGAUCAGUUCGCCACCCUUAGGAAUUACCUCGGCCAAGUGCUGAGCAUCUUUGCCCUAGCGAGAUAUUUGAGAAAUCUCGUGCGGAGGCUCACCGGUCGAGCUCCAGCGAUCGAAUUGGACAGACGAGAGUUUCAAGAAUUUGCCCAAUCCAAUGCAAAGGGGAAAGGAUCUACCGCUCGCCCGAGUAAAAGGCCUCUGGUCGUCUUCUUCCUCGCCGUCAUUGGCCUACCAUACCUAAUGGGCAAGCUCGUCAAGCUCAUUACUCAGAGACAAGAAGCGGAGAGAGCACGGCUGGCUGCGGAAGGAAAACUUUUGCCCGGAGCAGACGGCGCAGCCUUGGAUCCCAGCAAGCUGGAAUUUGUGCGGGCGUUGUAUUCGUAUGAGCCUGCUGAUCCUCUAGAACUCGCGCUCAAGCCCAACGAUAUCGUCGCUGUGCUUAGUCGCAACGAUCCGCAGACAGGUGCGGAAAGCAGUUGGUGGCGAGGUAGGACGAGGGAUGGCCGCAUUGGAUGGUUCCCCAACACGUGAGCACGAGUCGAGUACAAUUCACCGCCUCAUGCGCUGACACCCAUCCAUUCCAUCCCCAUCUAACCACCUCCAGCUAUGUCGAGUCUCUGGAGUCGGCGAAGACUAGGGCGGAGAAAGCGGCUGUUGCCCAAGCGGCGAUCCAGGCCAGUCCUCAGAGCGUUACUGCUCCGGCUGACAUCGACAAGCCUGCACAGGAUACCCAGCCUCAGGGCGCAAAAAUCUCGUCCUAA